Messenger RNA from Syngnathoides biaculeatus (alligator pipefish), 2892 nucleotides. RefSeq names its product fibulin-7. Bases 134 to 1519 code for a protein of 461 amino acids. The record is from RefSeq and is a predicted model, not a curated record. The transcript has 9 exons. Lineage: Eukaryota; Metazoa; Chordata; Actinopteri; Syngnathiformes; Syngnathidae. Gene Ontology annotation, molecular function: calcium ion binding.
GAAACAAAAGCUGCAAGCUGAGAUACCAGACAAGAUAGUCCAGGAGACCAGGAAGAUGGAAUACACAUUGCACCACAUGACCCAGUACCUGAGGAACGGGUAAACUGGUAAAGACCACGAGACAAAAACAAAGAUGCAAUGUCAAACUCGUAGUCGGUAUUCAAGUCGUAGGCGACCACUGCCUGGUUGCGAAGUACGUACUGGAACUUUCCCACAUAGUGGAGUAAGUUCUCACUAUCACCAACCAGCUCAGCAUUCUUUCCAGACCUGCAUGGAUAAACAUCAAGUGGUUGGGGUGCUACGACAGAUGGAGAAGUUUCUAAAAGGCCAAGAGCUUCGAUUCACUGAGGGCUUCCGGAUCAUGAAGUCAAAACUGGCAACGCUUCAGAGUUCGGUCUCCAAGUUGCCUCAAGCGGACCAGUCAGCUGCCCCCGCCACAUGCCGGCCCCUGGAAGAACCGGAUCACGGGACCAAGUUUGGAUCCAAACACCUGGCCGGACAUGAGGCGCAUUUCGCUUGCUCGCAGGGCUACCACCUUGUUGGAUCGGCCACACGUGUGUGCCAGGACAAUGGCACCUGGAGCGGAGUGGACGCCGUCUGUAAAGACAUCAGUGAAUGUGCAAGUAACCCCUGUCAAAAUGGAGGUACCUGUGUGGAAGGUAUUAACCAGUACAAAUGUGCCUGCUCACAGAGCUGGAGCGGCUCCCAUUGCCAGCACCACACUCAUACCGCUCCUCCUGAGUGGAGCGUAAUGAACGACCCGGCAUUCAGCCGAAAACCUCGCUGUGCCCAAGUGAACCGGGCCCAACACUGCAGCUGUGAUGCGGGCUUCCACAUGAGUGGCACCUCGGACAACAGCAUUUGCCAGGAUGUCAACGAGUGUGAAGUCUACCGUCUGGAUCAGGGAGGGACGUUAUGCAUCCAUGAAUGUGUCAAUGUCCCAGGCUCAUACCACUGCUCCUGCCCCAGUGGCUACAAGUUGCUCCCAGAUGGGCGGAGCUGCGAGGAUGUGGACGAAUGUUUAAACCAGCAGCACAACUGUAGCCGAGGAACAACGUGUAUCAACACCGGGGGAGGCUUUCAGUGCGUCAACCCGGACUGUCCCCGUUCCCAUGGCAAUAUCACCUAUGUCAAAACAUCUGCCCUUCAAUGCGAGAGGAAUCCCUGCCCCAUGGAAAGCCGCUCCUGCCACCUCGCGCCAAAGACCGUCUCGUUCCACUACCUCUCCCUCCCCUCCAACAUUCAGACACCCGCCACUCUUUUCCGUAUGGCCACCGCGGGGGCCCCCGGGCGCUCGGGGCCUGACAGCCUGCGCUUUGGCAUCGUGGGAGGAAACUCACGGGGUAUUUUUGUCAUGCAGCGCUCAGACAGACAAACCGGCGAGCUGAUACUGGUCCAGCAGCUGCGCGGCCCUCAGGAGAUCAACGUGGACGUGGACAUGUCUGAAUAUGCCGAGCGCACCUUUCAAGCAAAGCACGUGGCCAGAGUCCAUGUCCUGGUGUCACCUUAUAACUUCUGAACAAGUCUGGGAGGAGUGAAAGUAAGAAAAUGAAAAUAUACGAUGAAUACAAGAAAUCCCAGGACAACUAUGACAGCACGAUUUGUCCCUCAGUGGAGCGCAGACCUCCACGAGGGCCAAAUAAUUUGAAUCAACAUCAAAAUGCAGCCUUCAAAGUUAGUAGUUGUCUUGUCUGUUGAAAAUUGAAGAAAAGGUCCUGGAUUUGAAUGCGUCAAAUGAAAAAUUGGGUGAACAAGAGCCAUCAAUUUUUAAAACUUUCUCAACACUACCCAUGGGAAGAUAGAUUAUUAAAAAUAUUCAGUUGGACUAAAAUGACACUUUCAAUGACACUCAGAGUGAAUUAUUGGGGAACUAACACAUUUUGUUGAAGCACAAAGCAAACAUACAGUACAUGCAGACUAAUAACUAAAUCAAGAAUUUUGAGUUCAACACAGCGGGGACAGGAGUUCAUCAGUUCUCUUUUUUUUAUUUCAAAUUCUCAAAUUUGGAUUUUAUUGCUGUGAAUACCCAUUAUUUUAACAUCCAAUUUCCUUCUCAGAGAACGUGACUGUAGACGGUUGUGUUACUGCACAAAACUACCAAAGUAGCCCUGGCCCCCUGUUCUAAUACGUGGGUACCUGGAGUUUUAUAUAUGGGAUAUAUUAUUGCUGUUUUUUUUGCAUCUUUUAUCUUCCAUCAUAUACUGUAUAUAAGCACACUAUUCAUUCCUACUAAGGGUAUUUUUCUUCUUUUCGAGAGUGAAUCAUCUACAGUAGCAGGACUUUUCAUAUACUCACACUUCAUACAUACAGUACAUGUGUUUUGAGGACAAUAACUGCACAAUCUUAAAUAACGUCUCUACAUAAAUGAAAUAAACUCAAUGUAACUACUCAGCUUUUGUAAGUUACCUCACUUGGUUCAGCAUAGAUUCUUCUUUCCAAGUCAGAGUUAGGUAGUAAAACCAAACCUCAGGGGAUUAAUAAAUCCUGGAUAGCAACAAAAUGUUUUCAGAAUGAAUGACGAGAUGUUUCAGCACACUUUCAAAGCCGUUUGGAUUUCAUCCGAGGUGCGGAAACUGUCCAAUACAUGUAUGUAAAAACAAAUCUCACUUUUUUUUUUUUUUUUAAAUAAGAUACUGAAGUUCAACGUGUGUUGUCUUACUACCUUCUAUCCCAUCCCAUCCUGGGCCUUACAUUUUCACUCAAAUCAAACCGUGCAGUAUAUUUUUCCAAAGGGGUUUGGGGAUGACCAUCAAAAAUACACAGCACAGAACAUCACAACAUGCCUUAUUUAUGAUAUGGGAAGUCCAUUUCAGGAAAAAUAUGUUCUGUACAAAAUCCCACGAAUGAUCACCGUUUGACUUGUGGUCAAUUAUAAUAUCACGGGAACUCAGA